Orbicella faveolata is the source of this 1985-nucleotide messenger RNA. RefSeq lists its product as uncharacterized. The record is from RefSeq and is a predicted model, not a curated record. NCBI's taxonomy places the organism in Eukaryota, Metazoa, Cnidaria, Anthozoa, Scleractinia, Merulinidae.
UACCCCUCCCACCCAGAAAGCUGGAGAGUUGGGAUACCAAAAAGGGAUUGACGAACCAUGUUUUUAAUGUUUCACAAAAUCCUGUUUGUUUUUUUACAAAGUGGAAUCACGACUCUUGAUUAAAACUAUUUUCAACAACAAGGGUGCCAGGCGCGCUCGUUGCUGGAAAGGGAAAACAAAGGAUCGGAGGGGGAGAGAUAUUUUUGGCCCCAUGGAAGAAGGUGGAAGCAAUGAAGAAAACGUAAAGGACGAAGAGAAGGAAAAAGAGGCAAAAGAGGAACAUGAAGAGGGACAGGAAAAAGAGGACGAUAGUAGAAGCUCCGAAGAAGAAGAAGAAGUGGAGGACGAUGAACGAGACAACGAUCCGUGGAAUCCGUUGCGUAGAAAAAAGGGGGAAGAUCUCAAAGAACCCUUCAUGAAAGAAGUCCAACAGUUCCUGGAUAGAGGAAAAACCCAAGACUAUGCCGGGAAUGCCGCUUUCAAUACCCAAUUACCUGCAAGUAGAUGAAGACUACAGAGGACUUACUUAGAGCGUCUGAAAUGCACUCACCGUAUCAAACACCACGCAAUACACCGUAAAGUCAUGAAAACUCUUCGCUUUAUUGACAAAGACGACAUGGAUUUUGACGAAGCGGCGGAGUCAGCAGUAGCAAAACGGAAAUGCCUGUUAAACAGAAUCAUGCAGAAGAAGUUACUCCCCGACGAGUCGGAUGAUGACAAAGAAGCAGACGAAGAGGUUGAAGCUUCAGUGUGAUACACUAAAUUAGCCAUGUGAUUCUUACAAAGGAGGGUGAUUGUAGGGUUUUACUCAUUAUUUGUAAGACGCCACACAAGAUGGAGACUAUUAUGCCAAGAGCAAGGAACGGAUCAGACAAAGACUUCGUGGCAAAAACAAACAGAAAUAGGACAGAAUAUCACGCGUUUUGGGGUCUGGGACCAAGGAUCUGAGGAAGUGCAAGUGGAAACGAGUCUAGUUCGCAGCGAACUUGAGGUUACACUUGGUGAAAUAUCAACAUAAUUCUUAUCAUGUUCCGUGGUUGUUUCAGAAAGCAAAAUAAGAAAUACACUGUGAAUUUUACGAAUCAAUCAGUUGCUGCGUGAUUCCUGAGUGUGACCCAUUCGUGACGUCACCAAAAAUGAGGGGUUAUCCCCCGAUCCCCGUUUUGGGUCAUUAUGCAAAUCAAACCAUUCAAAUGCAAAACGGGCGGCGUUUUUGAUUGACGACGUUAUUUGAUGAGUACCUGUCAAAACCUGUCGGAACGGGCGCGAGUGACUUGGGCAUCUUCCUACUUUGAACUAAAGAUUUGCGGAGAAUUGUUGAUGAGUCAGAGAAUAGUCAGGAUUAGCGUAUUUUCUCUGUUUUGUUACGCAUAGUUUUUUCAAGUCCAGCAACGUCCCUGGCACCCUUGUUGUGGAAAAUGGUUUUAAUCGAUAAUCACGAUUCCACUUUGUAAAAAACCCAGGAUUUUUUGAAACAUUUAAAACAUGGUUCGUGAAACUCUUUUUUGUAUCCUAGCUCCCCAGCUCUCUGGGUGGGAGGGGUAUCCCAUGACCUCAGCCAAGAGGGGCUACCCCCUCGUGACGUCACCACAGUAGUCUGCUAUGACGAUUCUAACCAUGAAGUGAGUUGUUGAAACUAGGUGACAUAUUUUAUGUGACUCAGGCAUUUUUAUUACGCAUAGUUUUUCAAGUCCAGCCUCCCACGUUGUAAAAAGCUAAGGAUUUUUGGUGAUAAAACCAUUAAAAAAAAAACAUGUAAAUCUUGGUCUCCUCCCUCUUUCUCGGUCCUACCUAUGACGUCACCACUCAUCCCGCACGCUGAUUGGUUCACCGUCAUUGACCGAGAGGGGACUGGACAAAUUCGUCGACCACCACCAUUCUGGAUAUUGGACUCCCAUACAAACCCUCUUAUUUUUACUUCAUUAUUUCUCACAAUUUUAAGAGCAGUGUAAUGGAAGGUCCCCUAUGAGCUUCCUACACUACUA